Molecule: messenger RNA, 3770 nt
Organism: Eleginops maclovinus (Patagonian blennie)
Lineage: Eukaryota; Metazoa; Chordata; Actinopteri; Perciformes; Eleginopidae
Gene: dgat1a
Product: diacylglycerol O-acyltransferase 1a
Exons: 17
Coding region: 206-1783 (525 amino acids)
Biological process (GO): triglyceride biosynthetic process
Cellular component (GO): endoplasmic reticulum membrane
Molecular function (GO): diacylglycerol O-acyltransferase activity
Source: RefSeq, a predicted model, not a curated record
AGGGGGAUGUCAGCUGAAAAACACCGACGUGGCAACCUUAAUGACAGCGGUAGUGGUGAUGAAUCGCCUAAUCAUAACCGGCAGUCUCUCCCGAGUCUCCUACCUGCUGAGAUUGAUCACUGCGCUCUGGAUGUAACCCUCCGGAUGAAAGCAGAGAUACGAGUGACAGCCGGGGGAGCAGCGAUGUCAAGCAGGUAAAAACUGCAUGAUUGAAUCCGCUGAAAUGAGCGAGAUAGCCGAAAUGAAAGGGCCUUUAACCCGCCGGAGGAGGACCACCAUCACCGGCAGCGGAACGGUGAAACAAGCAAAAGGGAGCAAGUGUCACGAUGCCGGAGAGAACUCUCCACAGAGCCCCGGUGCUCAAACCAAAACAGACGAUGUGUCCAGGCAUCCGAGUGACGGGAAGCCAGACAGAGAGAUGAGGGGGUCAGGGCAGCAGACACACAGUCCGAUCAGAAAACACAUGAGUGUGGUGGAGGAUUUUAACCAGAGACUCAGCUGUCACGUCCUCCAGGAGUCUCUCUUAAGUUCCGCCAGUGGCUACAGCAACUACAGAGGAAUCCUCAACUGGUGUGUUGUCAUGCUGGUGCUGAGCAAUGCGCGCCUAUUCUUAGAGAACAUUAUAAAGUAUGGUAUCUUGGUGGACCCUAUCCAAGUACUGUCUCUCUUCUUGAAGGACCCCUAUAGCUGGCCAGCAGCUUGCCUCAUCAUUGGGUCUAAUGUGUUCAUUUUAGCAGCUUUGUACACUGAGAGGCGCCUGGCUGUGGGUACAAUUUCUCAAAGGACAGGAGUGAUUCUUCACAUUUUUAACCUGACAUCCAUUUUGAUCUUCCCUGCAGCGACUGUACACACUGUUACAUCCAUGACCCCAGUGGGUGGCAUACUGUCCCUAGGAGUGUACACAGUGCUGUUCCUCAAGCUGUACUCCUACCAAGACACCAACAAAUGGUGUCGAGAAAUCAGACAAAUGAAAGCCAAAAGACUAACACGAUCAAACUCCUGUCCAUCUGUGGCACAAUCCAAUGGUUCAGCAGUUCAUAGUCAUGUCUCCUACCCUGGCAACCUCACCCACAGAGACAUGUACUACUUUGUCUGUGCCCCUACUCUCUGCUACCAGCUCAACUUCCCACGCUCACGACGAAUACGCAUAAGGUUCCUGUUGAGAAGACUUUUUGAAAUGCUUUUCUUCAUACAGCUGUUGGUGGGGUUGAUACAGCAGUGGAUGGUUCCCACAAUACAGAACUCAAUGAAACCAUUCCAGGAAAUGGACUUUUCUAGGAUGGUUGAGCGCCUCCUAAAGUUGGCUGUCCCUAACCAUUUGAUAUGGUUAAUAUUCUUCUAUUGGUUUUUCCACUCCUGUUUGAACUUUGUGGCAGAGCUGCUGCAGUUUGGAGACAGAGAGUUCUACAAAGACUGGUGGAACUCUGAGACUGUCACAUAUUUUUGGAGCAACUGGAAUAUCCCAGUUCACAAGUGGUGUCUGAGACACUUUUAUAAGCCAAUGUUGAGGAAGGGGGUCAACAAGUUUCUGGCUCAAACCGCCGUCUUUCUGAUGUCUGCCUUCUUCCACGAGUACCUGGUGAGCGUUCCUCUGAAGAUGUUCAGGCCAUGGGCCUUCAUGGGAAUGAUGGUUCAGGUUCCUCUGGCGUGGUUUGUUAGUCGUUUUCUUGAUGGAAACUAUGGCAACGCCGCUGUGUGGAUCUCACUCAUCAUUGGCCAGCCUGUCGCUGUGUUGAUGUACGUCCAUGACUACUAUGUCAUUCAUUACGGGACCACUACAUAGAACAUACACACUUUCUGACAUGAACCUGUCGGUGAAAGCAGCAGCAUACAAUAGUUUUGGCCUAAUGGAUUUUUGCACUAUAGAGAAAUGAACCACAUUAUGUCAGGAAGGGAUUCUUAGAUCCUGAGAGGUGAUUGCUUUUGAAGAGUAUUCCUCUUUUAUUAGGGCAUACCUUUGAAAUCACGUCCGAAGUCGCCACCUGCUGUUAAACUUUUCAACUUUAAACAAACAAGUAUUUAAUUGCUAAGGGGUCCUAAAGUUGCCAAAGUGGGUGAUUGAUAAUUUAUGAGCUAAGGUUAGUUGCAAUAUAUUAAAUUAUAAAAGCACUUUGCUGCAUUCAGAUGGUGAAACACUGCUUGUAAGCAAACCCCCCUUUUGUUCUGGAAUAUGCGCAACAAAUGUGAACCACUGCCAAACACAGAAGAGGAUCCCUUAACAGAGCCUUGUAUUCAGAGGCAACAGAUAAAAGUUGAUGACAGAGCAAUCAUUUGUUUCUACAAGCCAAUGCUUUAAAAUUGCAAUAUAGGAAAUGAUCACAGGGAAGUUUAAAACGUUUUUUACAGUGUACAUUCUGAAACCCUCCUUUUGAUCUUGCAGUUGUUGUAGUACAGAAAUGUGCAUUUGAAGGAUUUUUUUCAACAACGAUUUUAAGGCAGGAAAGUAAAGAAAGAAACUAAACAAUGAGGGAGAAACUGUAGAAUUAUGUUUUUGUUUUUAUUUGUACAAUUGUGAACCUCCAGGCAGCCUUUCCUCUUCUGUUUCUCAACUCCAACGCCAUCAAUGCAAGCUCUUUGUGUAACAGUACAUGCUGCAGGUGUUAUCUGUAUUGCUCUUUAUCAGAGGUUUUAUUUUAUAUUUAGUGAAAUGUUAUGUGUCCGUACAACAGUUACGUUGCACUUCAAACCAAUGAUUUAAUGUGAUUUGAACUGAUUUGAACCAAUGAAUGUGUUUGCACUUUAAAGAGAUGCAUGCUGUUGACUAAAGCAAUAGAUUUUACAAAUGUAUUCUUUAGGAUAUAAAGGAAAAUAUGUUUUGUUAAAAGAAUUUGUAUGCUUCGCAAUUUGCUUGUUGAUAUUUUGUUGUUUUAUAUGGUGGACUUAAUUUGAUUUUUUCUUAGGUUAAAACAGCAGCUGCAGUGGAAAUAACGAGAGCCUUUUCAUGCCACAGGUUUUUCAAAUUCUUAAGAGGAUUUUCUUGAUUAAAAAAAAAGAUGCCAAUACAAAAAUAGCCAUACAAUAGUUAGUUAUGCUGUGCUAUUUUGCUUUUGUUUUAAUCUGUUUUCCAAGUACACAGUGAGAGUUGACUGAUCAUGACAAGUAAGAUCAAAAGUCCUCUUUUCUUUCCGUAUUGAACACAUUUCAGGGAAAACACUGUUGUUAAAUUAUACUACCAGUUAUCAAAACUAUUGAGUGUUGGCAUUCCUUAUUAAAAUGUGCCUGCUGUAAAACUAAGUUGAACACGUUAUAAUCAUAUAUAGACUUAUUGUUUUAUGUAAAAAAACAGAGGCCAAAUACACCGUAACCUUAUGUUCUGUAGGCAAUAGAAUUAUAUUUCAUUUUGUGAAUUAUAUGGGAAUUGAAGACUUACUGCACAUAUUUAAAAUACCUGUCCAAAUGCGACCUAACUCAUUAAGAGUUAAACACUUUUCUUUAAGCAAUAUUUUUUAUGUAUUGAUGAAAAGAAGAUGUUAUUUUAGAGAGCCAUACUAUCAGUCGGUCUUACCCGAUUUUUAAACAAAUGUGACCCAGUUUAAAAUCUGAGUGAGCUUUAAAGAAUGUGAGCAGCGGAUUGAAUGAUUUUAUUUAAUCUUCAUUCUAAAGUAUUGUUUUUCUUAAGUAGCACCUGUAGCAACAAUGUUUUGAGCAUUAUAUUCACAACUCAUUUCUAAAAACUGCUUCGGCAUCAUCUUCCCAAAAUGCAAUAUGCCUGUUUAAGUACAUUCUCUCUGUAGUUGGGUGGGAAAAUAAAAUACUUAACAAUACAAUUA